Messenger RNA from Sordaria macrospora k-hell, 825 nucleotides. The record is from RefSeq and is a predicted model, not a curated record. Lineage: Eukaryota; Fungi; Ascomycota; Sordariomycetes; Sordariales; Sordariaceae.
AUGGCUUUCUUGCGACCUGUGGUCGACGCCCGCAGGGAAAAGCAAAGAAAGGGAGAAGAGAUGGAUAACGACAUGUUGCAGUGGCUGAUGGAUUCCGCCGACCAAGGACAAGGGAAGCAGCACGGCAAGUGGGGAGAAGACACGACCACUACGCGGAAAUUGGCUAGGUUGCAGCUUGUUAUUAGCUUCGCUGCCAUCCAUACCACCACGCUGGUGACGACGCACGCGGUCUACAGUCUGGCGGCGGAUAAGGGAUUGCAGGCUAUGCUGCGCGAGGAGAUACAGGAGGUGCUGGAGGAGCAUGAUGGUGUGUUCACCACUUCGGCCUUGCAGGCCAUGAAGAAAACGGAUUCGUUCCUCAAGGAGACGAUGCGUUUCCACCCUCUCAGCCAGACAUCCUUCAGCCGCAAGGUCCUCAAGCCGUUCGUCCUGUCCAACGGACAAGUCAUCCCUAAGGGCUCGAUCAUCGAAGUCCCCAACUACGCCGUCUCGCGCGACCCCGAGGUGUAUUCCAACCCGAAUAUGUUUGACCCCUUGAGGUUCUAUAACCUCCGCAACGAGGCCAGGGGUAAGGGCGAGAUGGAGCAAGCGGCUACGAGCCAGUUCGUCAGCGUCAACAAGGACUUUUUGACGUUCGGGUAUGGACGACAUGCUUGCCCGGGAAGGUUCUUUGCGGCGAACGAGAUCAAGAUGAUUUUGGCUCAUCUGGUGAUGACGUAUGAGAUGGGACUGGUGGAGGGCGAGACGGAGAGGUAUAAGGAUUGGGAUAUUGUGGCGGGGACGAUUCCGGAUCCGACGAAGGAUGUCAUGUUUAGGAAGUUGUAG